This is a messenger RNA of Helianthus annuus (common sunflower), 327 nucleotides long. RefSeq lists its product as uncharacterized. The coding region runs from base 1 to 327 and encodes 108 amino acids. The record is from RefSeq and is a predicted model, not a curated record. Lineage: Eukaryota; Viridiplantae; Streptophyta; Magnoliopsida; Asterales; Asteraceae. The transcript has 2 exons.
AUGACUUUUGAGAACUCAGAUGAAGGUGGUGAAAGCACUCAAGAACUCCAGAAUUUGAUCAAAGAGUUGGGUUAUCACAAUGCAAUGGAUGUCGAAGAUGUUCUGACUCACCUAGAAGAAAAUGUAGUUGCACAGUUGUUGACUGAUGAAGAAAUGAUUGAAAGCGUUAUUGGAAUUAUUAAAGAUGAUAUCGAUGAAGAAGAUAAUGAAAGUUCUACAAUGGAGCCCCCUUCGCGAAACGAAGCUAUUAAAGCGGCAAUCACAUUGAACAAUUUCUUGUUGAGCUAUGAGAAAACAACACCAGAAAAAUUGUUUUUAGAAGACUAG